GGUGGUAACAAAAAAUAAUCCAGAUGGAGCACAAGUACAUUGAAAAGAUACAAAGCUGCUUCUGUGUCCUACCUCAAGAUCUGUCCCCAGACUAUGUCAAUGAAGUAAGCAGGUCCAACUUGGAUGAGGACUGCACUCUUCAGUUAAGAAGCCAUUGGAGACAAGAGGUGUUGGAGCCUAAAAAUGCCCUCCCCAGUGAGGGCCUGAGUCAAACUGAGAGCAGAGGCAGGAAUGCUGCCCCACAGGAAUCCUGCGGGCCUCGGCAAGGAUCAUUCCCUCAGGGGGACACAAGACGUGGACACUGUGCCAACCCUAGAGACAGCACCAAUGGCAUGGGCCCCAGAGCCUCUCCCCAGUCCCUCAGGAAUCCCCAACCAGGCUCAUGGGUGAGCCCUGCACAAGGCAUUCACCCAGCUCGGCCCUUCCUUGAAGGCAGGGACGCCAGGAGCCAGGACUGUGUGCUGCCCUCCUGGGAAGAGACUCCAGCCAUGGGAAAAGGAGACUGCAGAGCUCCUGCUGAGGCAGAGAGUCCAGUUUUGGAAGGACAAGUCCAGGACCCCCCUCUGCCAGACUGGAAUCACCCGCCACUGUGGGACCUGGCUGUUGACAGCUAUGGGGAUCAGGGGAGGAGGAAGAAGCGGUGGUGGAAGCCCUUGCACUUUUAGAAGCUGAUACUGCCAGAGAAGAUGUACCAGGCAGAAGUGCUGUGGCCAGUGAGCCAGUGCCGUGCUGCAUAAGGGGAGAUGCUUGUAAUCCUUGGGACCCAAGCUGAGCAUUGGCCAGCACGCCCUGGUGUGGCUUAGGAGUUGUUUACCUCCAGCAUCUGUUCCUAUUCUGGGUGCCUGAGCUGUGCUGCUUCUCAAAGACUUGGAGCCUCACUGCGUCAAUGGGCCCUCACUGGGGACAGGAGAAUGAACAUCAGAGUGAGCUGCUGUGCCCCUGUCCAUGGAACAUGCAGAAACUGAGCACCCUGCUUGCCAACUGUCACAGUCCUCAGAACAUCUGGUACAGAUGGCAUGAGAGUGCUGUCCUGUCCCCACUCCUAGUCCCAAGGAAAUACAGUCACUGAGCAUCCUUUUUGACUGUAAAUCCUUUGCCUUGCUUGUGAGAGACAAAUGUUGUCCCGAUCUAGUAAACAUAACUCCCCCUUCAAAGUCCCUACCAUGUUCAGGGACAGUCACCCGGGGAAUUGAUCACCAACCACUUGUUGGACACCAGUUAGGUUGAGCAGAUUUCACGAGGACCGGAAGUGACCAGGAAGCAAAUAGUUAUUCUUUAGUGGGUGUGUAAAAUGCUUGGACCUUCACGUUUUUACAUUGUGGCUUUUUUAAAUCUCCGUUGUGAUUGGGGAGCCUGGGCAAAAUCAUUGUGAAAACUUCUUGUGUCACAUUUGAGCCUUAAAUUCAUGAGUUUUUGAAACAGCAAAACUGUGUAUGGAGUGUGUCAUGCCAUGAAAAGUCUGAUCAUAUAAAAUAUAACAACUUCUUUGUCUCUGUGUGUGGA
Molecule: messenger RNA, 1503 nt
Organism: Heterocephalus glaber (naked mole-rat)
Lineage: Eukaryota; Metazoa; Chordata; Mammalia; Rodentia; Bathyergidae
Product: PDCD10 and GCKIII kinases-associated protein 1-like
Source: RefSeq, a predicted model, not a curated record